This is a messenger RNA of Fonsecaea erecta, 2313 nucleotides long. RefSeq lists its product as hypothetical. The transcript has 3 exons. The record is from RefSeq and is a predicted model, not a curated record. Gene Ontology annotation, cellular component: cytoplasm; Ino80 complex. Gene Ontology annotation, biological process: regulation of DNA-templated transcription. The coding region runs from base 1 to 2313 and encodes 770 amino acids. NCBI's taxonomy places the organism in Eukaryota, Fungi, Ascomycota, Eurotiomycetes, Chaetothyriales, Herpotrichiellaceae.
AUGACAAUCACAUCAACAACCCGCCUCGCUACAGAGCGUCGGUUUCCUACGCCUCCCCCAGACGGCCAGUCGCAAUCGACCCCACGAGUCUAUCCUGCCCCCGAGUUCCCUUUCAAAGGCUGGCUGCCUCCAAGACCAGAUGGCUAUCGACAGAGCGCAGCCACUCCUUCUGAUAGCGCAAUAGUUAUUGACAAUGGAGCCAGCACCAUCAAGGCUGGAUUCUCUUUCGACAAGAGCCCUCGAUUCCUGGUACCCCCGAUCAUGGCGAAAUUCAAGGAUCGGAAGUUUAACAAAUACUGCGCCUUUGUCGGAUACGAUGCCUACGCCGAUGCCACGACUCGUGGCCAAAUCAGAGCGGCUUUCGAGCAAAAUACUAGCAUUCCGACAAAUUGGGAUAUUUUGGAAGGGGUGUACGACUACAUUUUUCUCAAAUUGGGGGUGGAUGGAGAAGGCGGUGUGGGUAGACCGCUGGUCGUCACGGAGCCUGUCGCAAACCUGGGCCACAGCAGAAGAAUGAUGAAUGAAAUGCUGUUCGAAUGCUACAAUGCGCCGAGUGUCACCUACGGAAUCGACAGUCUGUUUUCCUACCGCCAAAACAAGGGCCAAUCUGGGCUGAUCGUGUCUUCAUCUCAUACCUCGACUCACAUCAUUCCUGUGUUGGAUCGGAAACCUCAGAUGCAAAUGUGCGCGAGGUUGAAUUGGGGCGGCUCCCAGGCUCAGGAGUACCUGCUUAAGCUCAUCCGCCUGAAAUACCCGACAUUUCCUGGGAAGUUGACCCUGGAGCAGAUGGAGUGGUACAUCAAACAAUAUUGCUAUCUCUCAACCGACUUCCCAACCGAACUAUCUACCUAUCUGGAUUGGACCGGCCUAGAAGAAAAGCGAGAUAUCAUAAUCCAGUACCCCUUCACAGAACAGGUCGUGGUCGAGAAAUCGGCCGAAGACCUUGCCAGAAUAGCCGAGCGCAAGAAGGAAUCUGGUCGAAGACUCCAAGAACAAGCAGCAAAGAUGCGGCUGGAAAAGCUUAUUAAAAAAGAGCAAGAAUUGGAGUACUAUCAGAAACUGCAUGAGUCUUAUGUAAAUGCACCAACCAAAAAAGAACAGCGUCGAAUUUUGGAUGACGAAGAGCUCAAAGACGAGGCGGCGUUGGAGAGAAUCAUCCGUGACCUGGAUAAAUCGAUCAAGAAAUCCAGAAAUAAGGAGCUGGGGGCUCCGGAGGAGGAAGAAAACCUCGAAGAGCAGCUGAACAGAUUUCCUCUUCUUGAUGUCCCAGACGACCAGCUGGAUGAGGACGGCAUCAAGGAGAAGCGACAUCAGAGGCUUAUGAAAUCUGGUGUCGAGGCCAGGAUCAGGGCUAAAGCGGAGAAAGAACGUGAAAGAGCUCGUAUGGCAGAAGAAGAAAGGAAAGACCGCGAAAUGCGUGAAAAUCACUUCAACGAAUGGCUUGCGGGUCGGCGACAACAACGCCUUGCACUGCUGGCGAAAAUCAAAGAGCAAGCCAGGCAAAAGGCGGACUUCAGCAAUCGCAAAGGCAUUGCGUCGCAAAUGCGUAUGAAGACAUUGGCAAACCUUGCUUCAGAUGGACCGAAGCGGAAGCGCAGGGGGGGAGGCGAUUAUGACGAUGACUUUGGAGCCAACGACGACGACUGGGGCGUAUACCGCACCGUGGCUACGGAACCUGCCAGCGACGACGAGGAGCCUGAAGAAGACCCAGUCACCGCUUUGAAGGCCCUUGAAAGCGAGCUUCUGCAAUUCGACCCAGAGUUCUCGGAAAAGGACACCAUUGAGGCACAGAACGACUGGACAAAGAGCGUUUUGCACGCUUUCUUACGAGGGGCAAGGCCAGCGGACCCGGAAAGUCAGCGAGAGGCGAACCAGAUUCACCUCAAUGUCGAACGCAUCAGAGUUCCUGAAGUGGUAUUCCAGCCGGCCAUUGCUGGAAUAGACCAGGCUGGUCUCAUCGAAAUCAUUGAAGGUAUCGUCAUGAGUCGUUUCUCGAACUUUGACCAACAACAAGCGCUCCUGAAGGAUGUCUUUCUGACAGGCGGAAAUACCAUGUUUCCCACAUUCGAGGAACGACUCAGGCAGGAACUGAUUGCCGCAUUACCGUGUGAUUUCACAAUCAAUGUCCGCAAGGCGAACGACCCGAUCCUUGAUGCCUGGAAAGGGGCCGCUUCCUGGUGGAGCACUUCAGAUGGGAUCGAGCGUGAAUCGGCCACCGUCACGCGUGCGGAGUACAUGGAGAAAGGGAGUGACUACAUCAAGGAGCAUGACCUGGGCAAUUUCGUCGCCCCGCCUUUCACGUUCGGAGGUUGA